CCUCUAGCGCCACUUCACUUUGACCAAACCCAAAUCAGUUCUCGACGUUCGAAAGUACCAAUCGUACCAAAGAAGUCAAACUUAUGUCCAUUUCUCCUUCUCUAGGUUUCCAACAAGCUUUCACCAUGGACCUCCAAAACGACGCCGUUUCCAAACCAAUUUCAGUCCUCGCUUGCAUUGCUAUGGCGUUGCUCUACGUCGUUACCUUAUACGCUCCCACCUUCCUCCUCCGUCUCCCACCUCCUUCUUCUUUCACCAAUUUCAUGAUCCGACGCUUCCUUUGCGCUGUCGUUUCAACCACUAUCUCUCUCUUCCUCACUCCUCUCAUCCUUCCCGUGCAAACUAGGGACUUGCCAUACAUUUUGGGCGUUUAUGGCAUCCGAGUGGAUCACAUGUGGCAGGCUGUGUUCAUUCCUCUUGCUUUGACCUCUCUAAUGUAUGCUGGCUCUUUGUUCCUCAAGUCUCUUCUGUUGUUUGAUUUUUGGAGGCAACAUUCAUUUUUUGGUGGCGAGAUUUCCAUCGAUUCCCUUAAAUGUGCUGUGACGAGAUUUAUUGACUGGUUUUCUGAAAUUUCAUCAAAUGUUUUGACUUGGCGAAACUAUGUUGUGGCACCCCUUACUGAGGAAUUGGUGUUUAGGGCGUGCAUGCUUCCUAUACUUCUCUGUGCAGGGUUUAAACCAUACAGUGCUAUGAUUCUUUGCCCCGUUUUCUUCAGCUUAUCUCAUUUAAAUCAUUUCAUGGAGAUAUACACCAAACAGAACUACAGAAUAAUGAAGGCUGCUAUGGUUAUAGGACUCCAGCUUGGCUACACCGUUGUCUUUGGGUCAUAUGCUUCUUUUCUUUUCAUUCGAACUGGGAAUCUUGCUGCUCCAUUAGUUGCUCAUGUAUAUUGUAAUUUUAUGGGCCUGCCUGUAUUGUAUUCACAGAGAAGUGGGAUUGUAAGUAUAGCAUCCAUAAUGGGAUUACUUGGCUUCCUGUGGCUUCUUUUCCCAAUGACAGCCCCAGAUUUGUAUAAUGAUAGAAUUGAUAAUUGCAGUUGUUGGCAAGGAUACUGCUCAUGGAGAGAAAGAAUAUGAAUGUCCUUGAUGUAAAUGUUAGUUUUCAUUAUGUAAGCUAUGCUACCUUUGUCAAAGUACCAUUUACAAAAAUAUUUACUCAUUUUAUGCUUUGGGUAAAUUUUCCGAGUUAAAAUUUGUUUGUAGGCUUUUAAGUUAUGGCGUAGUUUCUAAUUGCAAAAAAUGGCAACUAACAAGAAUGUUCGUCUUGAUGUUUUUUGUUCUUUUCAAAACGACUUCACAAAGCAAGAUAUGAUUGUGCAGUGUUUAUUGAUUUUUAUA
Messenger RNA from Medicago truncatula (barrel medic), 1337 nucleotides. Its product is annotated as CAAX prenyl protease 2. Gene Ontology annotation, biological process: CAAX-box protein processing. The coding region runs from base 84 to 1076 and encodes 330 amino acids. Gene Ontology annotation, cellular component: endoplasmic reticulum membrane. The record is from RefSeq and is a predicted model, not a curated record. NCBI's taxonomy places the organism in Eukaryota, Viridiplantae, Streptophyta, Magnoliopsida, Fabales, Fabaceae. The transcript is spliced from 8 exons. Gene Ontology annotation, molecular function: metalloendopeptidase activity.